Molecule: messenger RNA, 2517 nt
Organism: Penicillium concentricum
Lineage: Eukaryota; Fungi; Ascomycota; Eurotiomycetes; Eurotiales; Aspergillaceae
Product: transcription factor domain-containing protein
Exons: 5
Coding region: 1-2517 (838 amino acids)
Biological process (GO): DNA-templated transcription
Molecular function (GO): zinc ion binding; DNA binding
Source: RefSeq, a predicted model, not a curated record
AUGCGGCAACUCAAGGAAUAUCCUUCUUAUCAGCGGUAUCUAGCGACCAAUCCUGCCGACCUACAGAUAGACGAUCUUACAGCUGAUGCAAAUGGAAAGUACCAUCUCUAUGCUGGCGAGCGGUUCUGCCGAGUUGCUGGCUGCCUGAUCGAUACCCUACAUGUAUUCCCCUCUCGAAAUAACCUGCGCGCACAUUACAGAAAGCGUCAUCGAGCUAUUUAUGAUGCAUUGGAUGACGCUGGUAACCGUGGUGGAGCAGUGAAACUCGAACUACGAGUUGAUGCUUUAAGAUGGUAUAAUAAGGUCAUGGAAGACUACGACAAGCGCCAGGCUCCCAUGCUGCACCCCGAUCAAGAUCACCCGUUAACGGGGAACGGGCAGACCGAUAACAAUCACUCGCCAACAGUCCUCCGUCAUGCUAGUCGCCUUCACUCUCGGCAGCCAAGCCUGAGUGUCACUCCUAUCAAGAGACGAUUUUCAAGCAGCGAAAGUGAAAGUCUGAGCCCCUUGACAGAAAUAAGAGAUAUAGAAAGCGAUACUAAUCUCGAUAUUCCGGAAUCGACUCACACGGGCAUCGGAGGACCGUCUCGUGAACAGCAAUGGAAUUCGAGCUCGACUAUGUCUCUUAUAACGGGGGCAUUCCAUAUCCACAAUACCAACACCCCCGAUACUUCAAUGACUGAUGCUUUCCCCGGAGGCCAGACGGACCCAGCGCAGGCGGGUGUAAUGCCCCCGCGAGAUCGACACUCAGCCGCCCAUUCCCCUUCGGCUGAUCUUAUCUCGAUUUUACCUUCAUUCGAAGUAGCAUCUUUGCUUGUGGAUACUUACUUCGACCGAGCCCAUUGGUUUAUGCUCAUCUUCCACCAAGAGGACUUCCGAAAGAGAUGGCAACAGCUGUACCAAAAUCUUACGGAAGGGUCCACUAGAACCGGUUUCAAUCUUGACUUCAUCAGUACAUUGCUGAUGGCUAUCGUGAUUGGGUUACAAUACGUGGGUCCUCAUCGAAGGCAACUCCUGGCAGCGCACAACGUCGAUGCAGCAACCCUGAAAGACAGCAUCCUCACCACAGUCCGGGCUAAAAUGAUGGACAUCGUUUCCCUGGGCUCCCUGGAAGCAGCACAAACCUGCAUUCUGCUUGGCACAUACUAUCUCUACCAUGGGGAUCCCGGGCUAGCCUGGCCGAUCUGUGGCUGUGGGUUACGGAUUGCGCAAGCUCUGAAUCUGCAUCGCAGGAUAGGCAUGACCACAUCAGGUCUUGCAUCAAUGUCAUUGGAUAUGCGCCACCGAUACGAGACGCGGAAGCGUUGCUGGUGGGCUAUCUAUGAGAUUGAGACGUUCUGCUCAAUGUCAUAUGGAUACCCUCAAGCCAUCAGAGAUAUCGACUGCGAUGUCCACUUGUUGGAGCUUCUGCCCAUUGGACACUCACCUGCUCCAGUCAAUACAAGGAGUCAGGAUCAAGUCAGCCUUCUUUCGUACAAGUACUUGAUGUCCAAGCUGUCCAUGCUCACCAAAACCAUAUUGAACGAGAUGUAUGGAGCCAACUCCGAUGUACCGCACGGGCAAGGCCAGCCAUGCAAAUUUUCAGGCUGUGUUUCAACACAGCAUCAUCUAGCCCACAUGGCGUCCCACUUAGAUACUCAGUUACAGGAGUGGAAAAAGGAGAUUCCUCCACAGCUUCAUCUCAAUAAUCCUGAGACCACAUCGAUCAGAUAUGCUUCCGUAGAGGAAACGGAUCAAGAUAUUGGAGCAUCGGGGCUGAAGUUCGACAAUUAUAUCUAUCAACUCCAAGCCCUUGCCCUUGAAAUCGCAUACGAAAAUGCAAAGAUUCUUGUCCAUCGCCCUCUUCUGGAAUACAAACGAAUCCCCAGAAAUCCAUCGGUGCCUUUAUACCAAACACUGGGCCCUUGUCGAGACGCUGCUAUCAAAAUAUCGGAGAUUGGUUCAGCGUCGAUUUUCUCGUUGGCAGCAGAUACAUAUGCAGCCGCAUUCAUCGGCAUCCACACCUUCACUGCCGGUGUCACUCUUUGUAUACUGGCUAGCAUUGAGCCACUGACACUCGAGUCCCACAAGUCGAAGAUGGGAUUGCAUCGAUUGCUGGGUAUGCAGCGGACUCUGGCACCAAAGUCGCAACUAGCUGCCCAGGGACUGGCAAUUCUUGAGAGGUUGACUAAGUUGGUGAUGGAAAAGGAACUGAAACAGAUGCUUGCACAGAACGACAACCGAGGAUUCUUUGGAUCAACCCCAAGAGAAGAAGAGAGCCAAAACCCAAGUGAUGGGUCAAUCAACGACUUUGCCAACUUUGACUUUAGGGAAGACCUAACCAUAUCACAGGCUUUGUGCGACUUUGAUAGAGCGAUCUCUGGGCGCAUGUCUCCAGCAACUGAUGCAGUGACCGAUGACCUCGAGAGACAGCUCUUCCCUGAGCUUUGGGACACAACCAAUAGAUUUGCGCAGCAGCAGGCGUGGAUCUGGGGUGGUGACUAUCUGGCCCAUUUUCCGGGCUUUGCCGAGUCUUGA